Molecule: messenger RNA, 966 nt
Organism: Schistocerca piceifrons (Central American locust)
Lineage: Eukaryota; Metazoa; Arthropoda; Insecta; Orthoptera; Acrididae
Exons: 3
Coding region: 1-966 (321 amino acids)
Source: RefSeq, a predicted model, not a curated record
AUGGAAACGGACCCAGAACCAGCACCGCCGCCUCCCAAGAAGAAGUUGGCGGUGCGGAUCUCCAAGGAUUUGGAAGGGUUGCUUGCAUUGGCCGCCUCCAAAAAGGUUGAGGCUGCCACCAAGGAAAACGCAGCCCUGGUCUCCAACGAAGAAAAGAAGAAGGCUGUUUCACAACAGACGUCCAAACCUUACCACGAGACGCCGGGAACGAUCUCGCCGCCCUCCUCAAGGGGGGGACCUCGUUCGCCGAGCCACAACGCAGCAGCGCUGUCUGCUCCGCUCCCCGAUUCUGAAGAUGAGAGCUCGACCGCCCCUCAGCCACGCGGACGAAGCGGGAAACAGAAGAGGAGGGCAACGGCCGCGACGUCCGCUGUUCGCAGCUCGCCGAUCGAGAAGAGGGCCAAGCAAGAUUUCGCCCCUGACGCCGAUGGUUUUGUCCCGGCCCGGCGAACUGCAAGACGCGUGCAGUCUUCGACGACGCUUCCAACUGCCGUCGCCAACUCAUUCGACGCGCUCGCUGACGCGCCAGACCAGCUGCCUCGCGAUCCUGCGCCGAAGAAAGACUGCCAUCUUCCGCCGGUGGUCCUCCAGUUUCGGCCGCCCUAUGGGGAACUGCAGAAGUUGUUGCGCAGCUGGACAACGGCCGUGUACACCGUGAAGCCUGCCGGGCGUGACCCGUACAGGGUCACACUCCGCACUGCUGACGAUUAUCGCCGGGUCACUCAGGAGGCGUCUGAGCGUGUUAUCGUGGAUGUGAGGUGUGGAAGCGUGCCAUCGCCCGCCAACGUGGACACACACCAGCGCCACGUCCGAAGAAGCCGGCGACGAGACGGCCCGGCGUCUCUUUCGCGGCGGCAACGUCAGGGGCGCCCUCCGCCGUCCCGGCUGCGUCGGCUGCUCCUGCCCCUGCCGCAUCCGAGGCCGUGCCGACACCUGAGGCUCCUGCGCCUCCACCACAGCUGCUAG